CUCGCACUCGCACGCGUACUCGCUAGGCUAGCGAGUCGCACUUACGAAAGGAACCUAAGUCCGGUGUUGCACAAACAAGUUCAUCUCCCCGUCAAAUGUUUAUAUCCCAUUCCCCUCUGCUACCCCAUAGAUUCCCCCCAAAUUCUCAUUGCCCAUCCCUUCUUCUAAUUCUUCAAAUUCCCCUCCCCAACUUCUCUACCCAACCUCUCUCGCUCUCUUCGUAUAUUUUCAAGGGUUUUCGUUGGCUCGUCCAUGGCAUUUUCUUAAUUAUGGUGGCCUGUUCCAGAGGAUUCACGACUCAGCUCGAGUUAAAGCUCUCCUCCGCUCUCUUUAUCUCUUAUGGAUUGGCACCGAGUAAAAAGAAGAGAAUGUGCUUUCCUCGUGAUCCGCUCACUUUGUUGAGUCGAAUCAGUUGCUGCUGCUCCGACCCCGUGGUUCCUGUCCGUAGAGCCACCCGUUCCGGAAAGAGAAAUGAGAAGGUUGAGGACUGGCGAUUCGACUCCAAGAAGUGUCCUCUCUGGGUCAGAGUCCAGGUCCCGUCUGCAACCGUUCGCUUCAGCUCAAUCUCGAGUUGCUUCCAAACAAGAAAAGUUCUACUCUCGGUGUACCCCAAGAAAUUCUGGUCCUCAGUCUCGUGAUACUCCUCCAAAAAGAGACACUGGUAUUGCCAACGAGAAGGACUGGGGCAUUAGUUUGUUAAAUGAGAGUGUUAAUGAGUCUGGCACUAAUGAUGAUGGCAGUACCUGGUAUCAGGAAAGUGGGGAAGACCUUGAUGAAAAUGGAUACCGAUGUAGGUGGACAAGGAUGGGUAGUAAAUCCCACGAUGGUUCCUCUGAAUGGAAGGAAACGUGGUGGGAGAAAAGCAACUGGAGUGGAUACAAAGAGCUAGGUGUUGAGAAAUCAGGAAGAAAUGCUGAAGGAGAUUCAUGGUGGGAAACUUGGAAAGAGGUGCUUCAUCAAGAUGAAUGGAGUAAUUUAGCAAGGAUAGAGAGUGCUCAGAAGCAAGCUAAAUCAGGCAGUGAAAAUGCUGGUUGGUAUGAGAAAUGGUGGGAGAAGUAUGAUGCUAAAGGCUGGACAGAAAAAGGGCACAUAAGACAGAUAAAUGGGCGGAGACUGAGGGGAACUAAAUGGGGAGAUAAGUGGGAAGAGAAGUUCUUUGCUGGAUUGGCUCACGUCAAGGGGAGACAUGGCAUGUAUCUCCUGGUGGUGAACGCAUAUAGAAGCGACUAA
Hibiscus syriacus is the source of this 1230-nucleotide messenger RNA. RefSeq lists its product as uncharacterized. Gene Ontology annotation, biological process: regulation of starch metabolic process; starch metabolic process. The transcript is spliced from 9 exons. The record is from RefSeq and is a predicted model, not a curated record. Gene Ontology annotation, molecular function: starch binding. NCBI's taxonomy places the organism in Eukaryota, Viridiplantae, Streptophyta, Magnoliopsida, Malvales, Malvaceae. Gene Ontology annotation, cellular component: chloroplast stroma; starch grain. Bases 472 to 1230 code for a protein of 252 amino acids.